This is a messenger RNA of Trichosporon asahii var. asahii CBS 2479, 1254 nucleotides long. RefSeq names its product methionyl-tRNA formyltransferase. Lineage: Eukaryota; Fungi; Basidiomycota; Tremellomycetes; Trichosporonales; Trichosporonaceae. The coding region runs from base 1 to 1254 and encodes 417 amino acids. Gene Ontology annotation, biological process: biosynthetic process; conversion of methionyl-tRNA to N-formyl-methionyl-tRNA. The record is from RefSeq and is a predicted model, not a curated record. Gene Ontology annotation, molecular function: methionyl-tRNA formyltransferase activity. Gene Ontology annotation, cellular component: mitochondrion. The transcript has 4 exons.
AUGACGACAAAAGUCGGAGCUGCUUCCAUCGAGGUUCGAUAUUUGACCGAGCCAUGCGACCCAGGACAAGCCCGUCGCUGUAUCCGUCCUUUCCCAUUCGAUCGCCGUUCUCGUCUUCCUUCCUCCUUCUUCUUCACUCUCAACGACGAAAGCAACAUGCUGAACGCUUCCGCCUUGCGCAGAGCGACCGCGUUCACCGCCCCACGACGUAUCGGUUGCGCCGUUUACGCUCGGCAACUGCAUUCGGGCGCGCAGGAGCCUUUCCGAAUCCUGUUCUGUGGCUCGGACCAGUUCUCCGUCGCGAGCCUCGAGGCUCUGUACAACGCCGAUGUGCUCACUCCGCCGGAGCAGCGUGUCGGACGCGGUCGCAAGCAACGUUACAUUCCUCCGUUACAGACAUUUGCCAUUGACGCUGGAAUUCCGUGGCACACGGUGCCGAGUUCGGGUCUGGACAAGUCCUUUGACCUUCCGCACCCGUUCAGCCAGAAGCACCCGAGCCACCUGCUGAUCACUGCAUCGUUUGGACACAUCAUCCCGACUCCUCUCAUGAGCCCGUUCCAGCAUGCGCUGAACGUGCACCCCUCGAUGCUGCCGAGAUACCGCGGUGCGGCUCCGAUUCAGUGGGCCAUCGCGAACGGCGACCGGACGACGGGCGUCAGUGUGCAGAACAUGGGUCCGCGAGAGCAGGGUAUUGACAGCGGUGCGAUCAUCGGUGCUGUCGAUGGUGUUCCCAUCCCCGCCAACGCGACGUACCCGACGCUGGCGGAGGACCUGUCGCACGUGAGCGCCAAGCUGCUGGUCGCAGUUUUGCGCCAGAUGCUCCGCGGCGAGGCCUCAGCCCGGCCGCAGGAGGGCGAGGUGGUGAAAGCGCCCAAGGUGACGAAGGAGCGCAUGCGUGUGAACUGGACCCAGCCGGCCGAGGCGCUGGAGCGCAUGUCGCGUGCGUUCUCGCACCACACCCCGCUCUGGGCCGAGCACAACGGCAAGGCCGUGCAGCUGACGCUGCUCGCGGCCCCGGCGCCGGAGACGCUCGCGAACGUGCCCCGCCCGAACGUGCCCCGCCCCGAGUCGCGCCCGGGUACCGUCGUGUUCGACAAGCCCCAGAAGCGCGUGUACGUGGUCACCGGGGACGGCAACUCGCUCCUCGUCCUGAACCGCGUCAAGCCCAUUGGGCGCGGGGAGAUGAACGCGGCAGAGUGGUGGAACGGGCUUCCGGAGGACCACAGGCAGAGGGGAUGGAGCAGCUUCGACUAG